Castor canadensis (American beaver) is the source of this 1819-nucleotide messenger RNA. Lineage: Eukaryota; Metazoa; Chordata; Mammalia; Rodentia; Castoridae. The record is from RefSeq and is a predicted model, not a curated record.
CUGUGGCCUCACAUGCAGUAGUGUCUGUGUGUGCUUUCUCAAAUGUGCAGUAUGAAUGGGAAUUUCAUGCUAGGACACACUGAAGUCCAGGCAUGGGAAUGAGAAUUAUGGCCAGGGCUGGGGUCUCAUGCUCUCUCUCUUUCCCAGGGGUGGUCUUCCCUCUAGGGACGAAGUCUAACCUCAUGAAGAAAAGAUAGAACCAUAAAGGAUGCUGACUGCCUGUCUGACACAUUGUUAUCAGGCUGGCAUGUGUGUGAUGAUUCAGGACCCGGUGACCUUUGAGGAUGUGGCAGUGGACUUCACCCAGGAGGAGUGGAUUUUGUUGGAUGAGACUCACAGAGCCCUGUACAGAGAGGUGAUGCUGGAGAACUACCAGAACCUGGCUUCCCUCGGAUGUCAGCCCAUCAAACCCAGCCUGAUCUCUUGGUUAGAAGAAGAGGAUGCAAGGGCAAUGCAGAAGGGAGCUUUCCAAGAAUGUGAAACUCAUCUUAGUACCAGUGAGUCCACACUCUCACAGGAGGUUUUGAGGGGACAAACUUGCAGAGGAGUACAAAUGGGAGGAAGCAAUGGUGUUGGUGAACUCCAUGACUGUAGUCAGCAUGAAAUCUGUAUUAACCAUUCCUGCUUUGAGACACAUAUGAGAACUCCAAAUACACAGAACAGUUAUGAGUGUGAUCAGUAUAGAAAAGACCUCCUUCCUCUGCACAUGGAAGCCUCUAAUGGAGAGAAACCCUCUAAGUUUAACAGUCAUGGGGAAACCCUCAGCCCACCUCCAAACACUGAGUACAAAAGGACAAAUACACGAGAGAAACCAUUUGACUGCAGUGACUGUGGGCAAGCCCUUGUUAAUCAGUCAUACCUUCAGGCCCUCGUGGGAACUCACAAUGAAGAAAAACUCUAUGAAUGGAGUGAAUAUGGGAGCAGUUUUAUUCUCUCCACAAAUCUUGCUGUGCAGAUAGGAAGUCUCAGUGGAAAAGGUCCGUACAGAUGUAAGGAAUGUGGAAAAGGCUUUAGAUACCCUGCGUACCUGAGUAAGCACAUGCGAACCCACACCGGAGAGAGACCCUAUAAAUGCACAGAGUGUGGGAAGGCUUUCGCCCAGUACUGGGGCCUUUCUCAGCACGUACGGAUUCACAGUGAAGAGAAGCCCUAUGAGUGUAAAGAGUGUGGGAAAGCCUUCAGUGUGUCUUCAUACCUAACUAAACAUGCAAGAAUUCACACUGAGGAGAAGCCCUACGAAUGUAAGGAAUGCAGAAAAUCCUUCGGAAAUUCCUCCUACCUUAAGAAACAUGUUCGCAUUCACACUGGACUCAAACCCUACAAGUGUAAUGAAUGUGGAAAAGCCUUCACGCAGUCCUCAGGCCUUACUAAACACAUGCGGUCUCACACUGGAGAGAAGCCCUAUGAAUGUCAGCAGUGUGGGAAAGCCUUCACCACAUCCACUUGCCUCAUGGCACAUAUAAGAACACACACCGGAGAGAAGCCUUUUGUUUGUAAAGAAUGCGGGAAAGCCUUUGCCAGGUCUUUCUGUCUGAUUGAACAUGUAAGAACUCAUGGUGGAGAGAAACCCUAUAAAUGUGAAGAAUGUGGGAAGGCCUACACUGCUGCUUCAGACCUCAACCGGCACAUAAGAAUUCACACUGGAGAGAACCCUUAUCAAUGUAAGGAGUGUGGGAAGACCUUUGCUCACUACUCAAACCUUUCUGUCCAUCAGAGGACCCAUACUGGAGAGAAGCCUUACGAAUGUAAGAUAUGUGGCAAAGUAUUUACGUACUCCUCAAGUCGCAAUAAUCAUAUACGAACUCACAAAGCCUCAUAA